AAAUCUCAAACCAGUUCAGAUGUUGCUGUUUCCUCAAGUUGCAGGUCUAUGGAAAUGCAGGAUCUAACCAGCCCACAUAGCCGACUAAGUGGUAGUAGUGAAUCCCCCAGUGGUCAAAAGCUUGAUAACGCUCAUAUAAAUAGCAGUUCCAUGACACCCAAUGGCACAGAAGGUGACAACAUGACUCUGCUCAACACUGCAGCGUGGUUUUUAAAUAUGAAUACUCAGACCACUGCAGGUUUAUUAUCUCUUUUUCUAGUUAAAACAGAGCCAAUGAGCAGCAGUGAGAUUGCUACAACAGCAGCAGACGGGUCUUUAGACAACUUCUCAGGAUCAGCAAUUGGAAGUAGUGGCUUCAGCCCAAGACAAACACAUCAGUUUUCCCCACCACAGAUAUAUCCUUCCAAACCAUACCCACAUAUUCUCCCUACCCCUUCCUCACAAACUAUGGCUGCAUAUGGGCAAACACAGUUUACCACAGGAAUGCAACAGGCUACAGCAUAUGCUACAUACCCACAGCCAGGACAGCCAUAUGGAAUCCCCUCGUAUGAUUUAGAAGUAAUUUUGGUCUGCAUCAAGACAGAAGGUGGAUUGUCCCAAUCCCAGACACCUGGACAGACAGGAUUUCUAAGCUAUGGUACAAGCUUUAGCACUCCUCAACCUGGACAGGCACCGUACAGCUACCAAAUGCAAGGUAGCAGUUUUACAACAACAUCAGGACUUUAUACAGGAAAUAAUUCUCUCACAAAUUCUUCUGGAUUUAACAGCUCACAGCAGGAAUAUGCAUCUUAUACCAGCUUUGGCCAGGGUCAGUAUGCACAAUAUUAUAAUAGCUCACCGUACUCUUCACAUUACAUGACGAGCAGCAACACCAGUCCAACCACACCUUCUACAAAUGCGACAUACCAGCUUCAAGAACCACCAUCUGGCAUCACCAGUCAAGCGGUUACAGAUCCCACUGCAGCAGAGUACAGUACAAUCCACAGUCCAUCAACACCUAUUAAAGAUUCAGAUUCAGAUCGAUUGCGUCGAGGUUCAGAUGGGAAAUCACGUGGGCGGGGCCGAAGAAACAAUAACCCUUCACCACCACCAGAUUCUGACCUUGAGAGGGUAUUCAUCUGGGAUUUGGAUGAGACAAUCAUCGUUUUCCAUUCCUUGCUCACUGGGUCCUAUGCUAACAGAUAUGGAAGGGAUCCACCUACUUCUGUUUCACUUGGACUGAGAAUGGAAGAAAUGAUUUUCAACUUGGCAGACACACAUCUGUUCUUUAACGAUUUAGAAGAAUGUGAUCAAGUUCACAUAGAUGAUGUUUCUUCUGAUGAUAAUGGCCAAGACCUAAGCACAUAUAACUUUGGAACGGAUGGUUUUCCUGCUGCAGCGACCAGUGCUAAUCUGUGCUUAGCAACUGGUGUUCGAGGAGGAGUAGAUUGGAUGAGAAAGUUGGCCUUCCGCUACAGACGAGUAAAAGAAAUCUAUAACACCUACAAAAACAAUGUUGGAGGUCUUCUUGGUCCUGCAAAAAGAGAAGCUUGGCUCCAGUUAAGGGCAGAAAUUGAAGCUCUAACAGAUUCCUGGUUAACACUUGCACUGAAAGCCUUGACUCUGAUUCACUCUAGGACAAACUGUGUGAAUAUUUUAGUAACAACCACUCAACUUAUUCCAGCCUUGGCGAAAGUCCUGCUGUAUGGAUUAGGAGUUGUGUUUCCAAUCGAAAAUAUUUACAGUGCAACAAAAAUAGGAAAGGAAAGCUGUUUUGAGCGAAUAAUUCAAAGGUUUGGAAGAAAAGUUGUAUAUGUUGUUAUAGGAGAUGGUGUUGAAGAAGAACAAGGAGCAAAAAAGCAUGCGAUGCCAUUUUGGAGGAUCUCAAGCCACUCUGACCUUAUGGCUCUUCAUCAUGCCUUAGAACUGGAGUACCUGUAG
Molecule: messenger RNA, 1920 nt
Organism: Gracilinanus agilis (Agile Gracile Mouse Opossum)
Lineage: Eukaryota; Metazoa; Chordata; Mammalia; Didelphimorphia; Didelphidae
Gene: EYA1
Product: EYA transcriptional coactivator and phosphatase 1
Exons: 19
Coding region: 49-1920 (623 amino acids)
Biological process (GO): positive regulation of DNA repair; multicellular organism development; cell differentiation
Cellular component (GO): nucleus
Molecular function (GO): protein tyrosine phosphatase activity
Source: RefSeq, a predicted model, not a curated record